This is a messenger RNA of Notechis scutatus (mainland tiger snake), 1311 nucleotides long. It is a transcript of the gene ARMC10, whose product is annotated as armadillo repeat containing 10. Gene Ontology annotation, molecular function: protein binding. NCBI's taxonomy places the organism in Eukaryota, Metazoa, Chordata, Lepidosauria, Squamata, Elapidae. The record is from RefSeq and is a predicted model, not a curated record. Gene Ontology annotation, cellular component: mitochondrion.
CCCACGUGCUCCAAAAGUCUUCCCAUCCCCCCCUUUUUUUCCCCAGCCCGGGAGAAACGCGUGUCUUGUUUGCCAUGAAGGAAUCGGGCGGUUGGUCGUUGCGGGUCGGCUUGGUGGGCCUGGCAGCGGCGGCGGCAGCGGCGGCGGGAGUCGCCUAUGGCCUUUACCGGGUGACUUACAGGCGGAGCGGGGGAGCCGCCCCACGGUCGAGGGGCUUGGAAAGAGAGCCGGGCAGCCUCGGUGGGGGAGAAGCCUCGGGGUCUCCCGGGUUAUCCAGCCUCCACCGGGCACCUUUGGGGGGCGUCCCGCAAGGGGGCAGUGAUGAUUCAAAUUCUCAUGGCGGUCUUGAGGCCCGUCACAUUAAGAGUCUUCUUCAUCUGCUGGAGUCUACAGAGGACUCUUUGGUUCAUGAACAGAUCUUGGUUACCCUGGGCAACAGCGCGGCUUUCUCUGUAAAUCAAGAUAUCAUUCGAAAUUUAGGUGGCCUCUCUCUGAUUGGAAAAAUGCUUUCAGUUCCCGUCACCGAUGUUAAACAGAAAGCACUCAAUGCAUUCAAUAACUUGAGUAUGAAUACCAAAAACCAAGAGGAACUAAAGAUCUACAUUACCAAUGUGUGUGAGGAAGUGGAAGCCUCUUCUGUAAACUCCGAAUUGCAGUUAGCCGGCCUCCGAUUUUUAACCAACAUUUCCGUGACAAACGACUAUCAUUACAUGAUGACUAGCUUCAUCCCCACUUUUCUGCACUUGCUGUUUGAAGGAAAUGAAAGGAUUCAGGUUCAAGUCCUGAAAGUCCUUGUGAAUUUAUCAGCAAACCCAGCUAUGGCAGAACAUCUACUUAAUUCGCAGGCACCUCUUCUCCUAUCUCUUUUUGACAGCUGCAUAAACAAAGAUGUUUUGCUCAGAGUCCUUGUGUUCACCACGAAUCUGACAAAGUCCAUGAGACACGACAAGGGUUCUGCUAUCCACAACCUAUACAAUGAAGAUUCAAUUUUUUCUACUCUCUCCGACAAUUCUCUAUAUACUCAAAAACUGGCAUUUCUGUUGCAUCAUCACGAUGCAGAAGUUAAAGAACAAGUGGCAAAACUAAUAAUGCAGCAGUGCUAAGCUCAGAGGUCCACCUCGAAUCAUUCCAUCUUCAAAAUCCUGAAUGGCAUAAAAGAUAUAUCGAUGAUUACCUCCGAUAGUCAUAGAUAGAGGGACGCGGUGGCUCAGUGGCUAAGACGCUGAGCUUGUCUAUCAGAAAGGUUGGCGGUUCGAAUCCCUAGCGCCGCUUAAUGGAGUGAGCUCCCGUUACUUGUCCCACCUUCUGCCA